Molecule: messenger RNA, 4288 nt
Organism: Amborella trichopoda
Lineage: Eukaryota; Viridiplantae; Streptophyta; Magnoliopsida; Amborellales; Amborellaceae
Source: RefSeq, a predicted model, not a curated record
CUUAAAAACCCCUUGCCUCAUUAUCUUUCUCUCUCUAGAUUUUAUCUUUCUCUCUCUUCUUUCUAUGAGCAUUUUUCUCGGGUUUUGAAUUUAUGGGCUUUUCCUCCUCCUUCAAUUUCUCUCUAGGCCUUAUCACCUCCCUCUCGCGUGCCAUUUCAUUGCAUAUAUUUAGGCUAGUCAUUAACUCUAUUGACACUCUUAGAUUUCAGAAUCAGACGCGUGGGUUUUUAUAAUUUCUUUUUUUCUUGCAAUUUUUUCUGAUUUUGAGCUAUAAAUAGAGAGGUAAGGAGAAGGGUUUGGUGUGGCUGGUUAUUCUGGAGUGGGACACAAGAGUCCAUGACUGCAAAAAAGGUUCUCCUGUUCAGUUGAUGUAACUGAUACAAUGGAAGCUACUAAUGAUGCAUCCUCAGAUCCUCCCAGGAACAGUACUCGCCGGAAAAGAAGGCGUAUGAGUCUGUCCAGUGCCAAUCAUACAAUAGAAAGGGAGUUAGGAGAUGACGGGCAUUACUUUGAAUGUGUUAUCUGUGAUAAUGUUGGUGACUUGCUCUGCUGUGAUGGGUGCCCCCAAACUUUCCAUCUUGAUUGCCUUAACCCUCCACUUGCGCGUGUACCUCCGGGAAGGUGGCUAUGUCCUAGCUGUUGUCCGGUAGAAAGGCUUGCAAAACUAAAGAAAAGGAGUGCGAGAACAACGGAACAUAACGUAGGAGCUGGAGCCAGAUCAGUCACUCCUCAUUCUCGUGAACUUUUAUUGAUGGGGAGUUUAGGUAGGAAUCCUUCCUUGAACGAAGAACAAGUCAUCUCUCCAGAUAAGGUUGUUUCUGGUGAUAGACCAGAUCCAGUACCUAUGGUUCUCUCGCCAAAUACAAAUUCUGGGUCUAAUUGCCAUGGUGGAGCUCCUGAAGGCAUUAAUGGUUUUCCAGUGACGGAUGUGGAUGCUGAGAACAGUUUGUCCUCUCCAAAUUUGAAGUCAUCCAAAAAAGCAAGGCAUAGUGAUUCAUGUCAGAUUGGUUCUCUCACUAAGGCUUCUGCGAUGGAUUCCAUGGAUGCACCAUCUGAGACAAAACCAGGCCCAUCAUCUGCCAUUGAGAGGGUCACAAAGAAGCAACCAUUAAUUUCUUUUUCUCGGAGGGCUAAGAAACAAGCAAAUAAGAAUGCUAGUGAUAUCCAAAAGCCAUUAACUAUCGAGACUCAAAGCAAUUGUUCAUCUGGGGGAGACUCUGGGUUUCCCGAAAGUGGUCAGGCUUCUCAAAGAUGCAAUUCUGUGGAUCAUUCUACAGCUGAUGUUCCUUUGAGGGAAGAUCCCAACCGGAUGCCAUCAAUUUCUCGUAAACAAAUUGAGUUAAAUCAAGAACCAUUUGAAGAACCCAUUGCUGUGUUGGAUCCUCAUGUUGUUGGAGAGCACAACUCAAUUUCUAAUGGGAAAAAGCUAGAUCAUGCGAAUAAGGGCACUGCUGAUGAAAGAAGUGACAAGCUGAAUGUGAGACAAGUGGAAGAAUUUCAACAUGAUGUGGAAAUAGUUCCUGACCAUCAAAAUCCUUUAGAAGUUUCCCUCAGCAGUAAAGCCUUUGCUAAGUGCUCUGCUAAAGAUUUGAAUGAGAUUGCUGAUGAUGAAGGGAGCAAAAAUGUUCCAGUGGAACAAGCUAUGAAGCCCAUUAUGGUUGAUCUUAAUAGAAAAGAACCAGAGAAGAUUACCGAGAGUUACCCACUUGAAGGAUUUAGGGGUUCCCAGACUAAUUUGGAACUUUCAGAUGCUCUUCUUGGUACUUUAGAUAUAAAUAGUUUACCCCCAAAUCUAGAAUUUCAGAUGCCAAAUUCCUUAACACCACCUAGUUUAGUGAUCCCAGUUUCUGGAAGCAACUCUUUGGCAUCUGAUGUAACUGUUGCCACAACAGUUGGGGAACGUACUAGUUCUCAAUCUUCGAUAGAUGGGGUCUCUGAAAAUCCCCAAAAACCUGACCUUCUAUCUAGAACAAACUGCAACCUAUCUUUGUUUGAGAAAAAAGCUGCGGAAAAAGGAAAAGGGUUGGCUAUGUUGGAUAGCACAGGAAACAAUAAUUUGCAGGCAUGUGUUGAAUUUGAGCAAUCUCAGGGCAGAGUACUUGGGACUGUAACUCGGAGGCCAUCUAGUGGAGUUCUUGACAUGAUGAUAUCUGAAAAGUCUCCAUCCCAGCAGUCAAAGAAAAUCCAAGAGAAACGUAUUCCUCUUGAUCUGAACACUUUAGCAACAACAAGCCCAGAGGAAAACCCAUCAUCAAGCAGUUCUCCAGGAAGGAUCCCUUCCCAACCUCCUUUCAUUAGUCCACCUUCUGACCGCUUGAACAUUCAAGAGAAGAAAGUAUCACCCCCAUCAGUGAAUAGAGAACAAUCGCCAGCCAUGCCGAAUUUGUGUGCUUCUCCCUACCUAGGCCUAUCUCUCUCCUCAACUUCCAGAAACUCCUUUAGAGACUUCCCAGUCAUGCCACCCUGUCCAAGUGUUUGGUCUAGAAGGGCCCAAGACUCACUAAAUCCGUUGACCAGUCGAAAUUCUAGAGAAAUAAACUUGAAUCCAUCAACGGACAGAUACCAUAACCGCAUGAUGUUUGACAACAUUGGGUUGAGAGAAAGAUCAACAAUCCAUGGGUCUCUCUCAAGGGAGAAGAAGCAGGGUCUGCAAAUUGGUUGGUUGGAGGAAGAGUUGGAUUCCCUCUGGAUUGGGGUGCGGAGGUAUGGGCUAGGAAACUGGGAGGCCAUUUUACGUGACCCGAAAUUCCAUUUCUUGGAUCACAGAACUGCCCAAGAUCUAUCAGAUCGAUGGGAAGAUGAACAGUGGAAAUUCUCAGAGAAGGUAUCAACCCAACCUCCUAGGAACUCGAGAUCAAAAUUUUCCUCUCAUUAUGGCAGUCCUUACAGUGAGAAUUUGGGGUAUUUGAGCUCCCAGAGUUUUAUCCCAGGAACCUCAAAUCCAUGGGGAGAUUUUUCAGCUCGUGGAGAAACAAGUAACUCAGUUUACUCAACAUAUCCAACGAUGCGAAAGCAAUUCUCGCCCAUUCCAUAUUCGGUUAAUGAAAACACAAAGGUGGGUUCUUCUUACUCACCAGGAAUAGUCAUGGAUAGCCAUCCGAGAAACUAUGGGAAGAGAGAGAAAAGGCCCAUUAGAGCUCACAGAGAGAGAUGGAUAGAUUCAGAUUUCAAAAUUCCGAGCCCACGAAAUGUAGUCUUGGGUUUGCCGCAGGAAAGGAGAGAGAGAAGGGCAAGACAUGGGCCACGGAGAGGAGAGAAUCCAGGAUUUCUACCCAGAAACUGGGUGCUGAACAACGCUCCAAUCAAUGAGGAGCUGCCAUCUGGUGCACCAUCGAGUACUAAUCUCCCACACUGGCUUCGUGAAGCUUUUGUCCCACCUGAUGGGACAGAGGGGCCCACCCUACCACAUGGCAUCUCGACCAUCACUCAUUCAGUUAGCUUGCUUUACAACGAGAGGCGGGUCCUCCCACCUCCAUCCAAUCAGGCCCCACUACCUGUCAUUCAAGAAUUUCCUAUGCAGAAAUCAAGCAAGAAGAACAGGCUCAAUGGGAGCCCUUUUAACAUGCCUGAGGUUUCGGGUUUAAAUCCAUCCAUGGUUGCUAAUUAUUCUGGGAUUUCGUUGAUGGAAGCCAGGCUUAGUCUUCUUCCUGGUACAAAAUUAGGUGAAGGGUCUCGGAUUAGAGUUUCAGACCGAGCUGAUAGUGGGGAUUCAAGCAAGACCCAGUCUGAUCCAGGUGCCCAAAAGGAGGCUUCUUCUGAGGAGACUAUAUCGGAUGAUCAGACCGGCAGGCCUUAGGGCAUUGAAAUUUAGGAUACUAAAAUCUCCCUCCUUGCUCUCUCUGUCUCUCUGUCUGUGGUUAUCUCUUUCUGCCCUUUGGUUGAUCUCCCCCCAUCCCCCCGUGCGGCUGAUUUCUUUCUCUAUCCUUCACCUUUGGUUGAGCUCUGUCUGUCUGUCUGUCUCUCUCUCUAGUUAAAUUCUUCACUCUCUUGGAUUUGUGGAAUAUUCUGGAAUUUUGAGAGGGAAGCCUAUACGGUGUGUGUCUGUACAGAAAAGAAUGAUUUAGGACCUACACCCCAUAAAGAGAGAAUGUUUAUUUAGAGAGUGAAUUGUUAUUUUCUUCAGUAGUUCAAGUUAUAUUUGGGGUAUAUACAAAAAGCUUCCUGUCAAAGGGAUUGCGUUAGGAGUGUUUGGAAUUGCCUCAACUAGGCUGUGAUCAAUGUAGUAAAUUGGAGAUGAAGCUGAACAAUUCCGAGAUGCUAAUGAAAUUAUGUGUUUUUUCUGGUCAAA